UGUUUGUGUGGAGGUUUUAUUUUUGGUUAUUCCUUCAGCUCUUGGAGAUGUGCUCUGUGGCUGCGUGUGGAUCCUAGCCGCUCUCUCUCUCUCUCCCCUCCAUCUCUCUCUCCCUCUCUCUCUCUCCCCCCCUCUCUCUCUCCCCCUCCAUCUCUCUCAAGCUUGCACUCUCAGCGCGGCUCAGGCUCCACUCAUUUUCACACAUUGAGCAAGACUCCAUCGCCUCUCUCUGGGGAGCGCUAGCUUCUUUAGCUCAUUUCUUUUCUCUUUCUCUCCCCCCUUCUUCCAGUGCCUGUGUGCAGUUUCCAUUCUUCGCUUCUCUGGCCUCCACAAGGAAUCUCUUGUGUACAUUACCUUUUUUUGUUUUUGUUUCGAUGUCUUUUUUAAUUCGAAUGGCUUUCUAAAAGUGGGACCAUGUUCUACUUCCAGCUGGUGAUCAUGGCUGGGACGGUUCUCCUGGCGUACUACUUCGAGUACACGGACACGUUCCCCGUCCACGUCCAGGGCUUCUUCUGCUUCGACAAGACCUUCUCCAAGCCCUUCCCGGGGCCAGAGGAUGAGAGCAAGGCUCCCCCGAUACUGGUGUACGCACUGGUGACAGCCAUCCCCACCGUUCUGAUCCUGAUCGGGGAGAUGAUGCGCUUCUUCAAUAAGUCAGCAGCCACACAGGAGAGGACCAUCAUGAGCGCAGACUGCUGCUUCUUCAGCCCGCUGCUGCGACGCAUCGUUCGCUUCCUGGGUGUCUACUCCUUCGGUCUCUUCACCACCACCAUCUUUGCCAACGCCGGCCAGGUGGUGACAGGAAACCAGACGCCUCACUUCCUGGCUGCCUGCCGUCCCAACUACACUGCCCUGGGCUGCCAGACUCCCAUGCAGUACAUUACAGAGCGCAGGGCGUGCACGGGAAACCCCUAUGUGAUCGCCAACGCUCGCCGGUCCUUCCCCUCGAAAGAUGCCGCCCUGAGCAUGUACUCAGCUGUCUACACAGUGAUGUACGUGACAAAUAUGUUCCACACCAAGGGCUCACGGCUGACUAAGCCGACGCUGUGCCUGACGUCUCUCUCCCUAGCCGUGCUGGUGGGAGUGGUGCGGGUGUCUGAGUACCGCAACCACUGGUCAGAUGUGCUCGCCGGAUUCCUAACCGGGGGUUCCAUCGCCGCCUUCCUGGUGACUUGUGUGAUCAACAACUUCCAGCAGACCCGGCGGCCAGCGGUGGUGCCUCUCCCGCUGAGGCCCCUGCCCCCCCAGGCCACUCUAAGCGUGCCCUCCGUGACCCUGCCCCGCGUGGAGAGUCCACUCGAAAAGCUCGACGGGGUCCCUAUACUGAGAUACAUGACCAUCAGCCUUCCCUAUGCCCCGCCCCUCCCGACGUCCUUCUUCACUCACGUCGCUGCAUCUCCAGCGCAGUCUAGACCUGCCCUCUGA
Messenger RNA from Clupea harengus (Atlantic herring), 1425 nucleotides. It is a transcript of the gene plppr2b, whose product is annotated as phospholipid phosphatase-related protein type 5-like. Gene Ontology annotation, cellular component: plasma membrane. Bases 415 to 1425 code for a protein of 336 amino acids. The transcript is spliced from 6 exons. Gene Ontology annotation, molecular function: phosphatidate phosphatase activity. The record is from RefSeq and is a predicted model, not a curated record. Gene Ontology annotation, biological process: phospholipid dephosphorylation; phospholipid metabolic process; signal transduction. NCBI's taxonomy places the organism in Eukaryota, Metazoa, Chordata, Actinopteri, Clupeiformes, Clupeidae.